UGAUUUAACAUCUACUUUUUCCCAUUCCAGACAUAAUUAUCAUUUAUCUUUUCCAUGGCUACUCCUCAAACUGUUUAUAGUUAUGAUGUUUAUCUAAGUUUUAGAGGUGAAGACACGCGUAAGAAUUUUACAGAUCAUCUCUAUACAGCCAUGAAGCAGGCAAGAAUCCGAACAUUCCGGGAUGAUGAUGCGAUGGACAGAGGAAAAUUGCUGAAACCAGAGCUAAAGAAAGCCAUCAACAAGUCUGCAAUUUCACUCAUCGUCUUCUCAGAAAGCUAUGCAUCCUCCAAGUGGUGUCUGGAUGAGGUUUUGAUGAUCAUUGAAGAACAAAAGACUUCCUCCUCUAAGCAUGACGUCGUACCUGUGUUCUAUAAGGUGGACCCAUCUGAUGUUCGAAAUCAAAGAGGUAGCUUUAAAAAGGCAUUUGAUGGGUAUGAAGAUAUAAUCAAGGCGGAAACAGACUUUCACAAGAAGAGAGAAUGGUUGGGGAAGGUGGGGGCAUGGCGGGAUUCUCUUAGAAAAGCUGCAACCUUCACCGGAAUGGUUUCUACAGAUGGGUAUGAGGCCAGAUUCAUAAUUGACAUUGUGAAUGUUAUAAGAAAGAAGCUGGACUACAAGGCCCUGUACAUUGAGGACAAACUAGUGGGAAUAAAGGACGAUGUUGCUGAGAUUGAAUCAUGGUUACAAGAUCCAUCACCGAAUGCAGCCAUCCUUCUGAUUAAUGGUAUGGGAGGCAUUGGGAAAACAACCAUAGCCAAAUGCAUAUAUAACUCAAACUUCCAUAACUAUGAUGGCAGUUGCUUUCUGGCAAAUAUUAAUGAGACUUCAAAUCAACCGGGUGGACUAAUUCGCUUGCAAAUUCAGCUUCUUUCCACAAUUUUAAAGAGAGAAAAGGAAGAAACCAUAUGGAAUGUUGAUGAAGGAACCAUUAAGAUUACAGAUGCCUUAUGCAACAACGUGGUGCUUAUAAUCCUUGAUGAUGUUACAACAUUGCAACAGAUAGAUGCAUUACUAGGACCACAAUGGUUUUACCCUGGAAGUAAAGUGAUCAUAACAACUAGGCACAAGUGGUUGUUGACUGCUUUCAAAGAUCAUCUUAAGGUUAAGGUCCAGUCUGUUAGAACAUUAUCUACAGUUGAUGCCAUCGAGCUUUUUAGUUUGUAUGCCUUUCAUCAAAAUCAACCUAUGGAACCCCAUAUUGUCCAUACAGAACGAUUGGUCCAUCACUGCAUGGGUCUUCCUUUGGCUCUUAAAGUAUUGGGUUCUUCCUUACGUGGAAAUACAAAUGAUGUAUGGGAAAAUAAGAUGUGCAAACUGGAAGCAAUUCCUAAUCCUGAGAUUCAGAAAGUUCUACAAAUAAGCUAUGAAACUUUGGAAGAUGACAAGGAUAAAGAUUUAUUCUUGCAUGUUGCUUGUUUCUUUGAGGGUGAGGAAAAAGACUACAUUGUCAAGAUAUUGGCCCCAUGUGAUGUAUACCCUGUGGUUGGGAUCAGGAAUCUAACGGAUAGAUGUCUAUUGUAUGUUGAAUAUGGGAGAGUGAAGAUGCAUCAGUUAAUCAAGGAGAUGGGACGAGAAAUUGUUCGCCAGGAAUCACCAAAGGAUCCUGGAAAAAGAAGUAGACUCUGGCAUCAUGACGACUGUUUCAAUGUGUUGCAAGACCAUGCCGGUACAAAAGAAAUAGAAGGACUCAUGCUUAAUAUGCAAAAGAUUGAGGAAGCUGAAUCAACUUCAUCCACAACGAUGAAUCCAGAGACACGUGGCUUUGAAGAAUAUGAUCAUGGCAAAAAAGUACAUGGAAAUAAGGCAAAUUUCGAAAUUGGUGCGCUGGAAAAAAUGAAGAACCUAAUGCUACUUCAACUAAACCAUGUAACAUUUUAUGGGAAAUGCAAUAAGUUGCCAAAAAAGUUACGAUUGCUGAGUUGGCAUGGAUUUUCUCUAAAAGCUAUACCAGGUGAUCAUAGUUCUUUAGAGAAGUUGGUUGUUCUUGACAUGAGUUACAGCAAAUUAAAGUGCGUUUGGGAUGACUUCAAGUUUAUCGGAUCCUUAAAAAUCCUUAAUCUUAGCUAUUGCAUUGAGCUAAUCGAGACCCCUGAUUUCCGUGGACUCCCUGGUCUGGAGAGUUUGAUCCUGAAAGGUUGUUUGAGUUUAAUGAAGGUUGGUGAAUCGAUUGCAUACCUUAAAGAACUAGUCUUGUUAGAUCUAACCAACUGUAGAAGCUUAAGAGAUUUCCCAUGCUUACCUAGCUCUCUUGUAUCACUUCAAAUGUCUGGUUGCCCAAACCUUGAUGUUCUUGGACGGAUUCAAUGCUUGGAUUCAGUUUCAUCAUUUUCUUUUUUGGAUGAUAUGGAUGUCUCAAAUUGCAAUCUCUUUGACAAUUGUUUCCCAAAUGACUGGAGUAGUCUGGUUUCGCUCUGGUCUUUGAAUAUAGAUGGCAACAAUGUAACUUCUUUACCAAAAUGUAUUCAAACCCUACCUAGAAUUACAAGGCUUCAUGCUGGGGAUUGCUCAAAAAUCAAAUCAGUUAUAGGUCUCCCGAAAACCAUCAAUGUAUUGUAUAUCAGCAACAAUAAGUCCUUGGAAAAAGUACAGCCUGGACAGAAUUCGAGUAUCGUAGUGUACUGCCCCAACUGCCCGAAAUUGUGUGACAUGGAGGGUCGUUAUAUGGUUCAAUCAAUAGACAAAGUCGAGACAAAAAUCAUACGAUAUCUGGGGUUGACAUUAGAUGCUUGUGAAGGAAUGAAGUUGGGUCUUCAGGUGUUACAUGAGUUUGGUAUAUUCAGCACAUUUGUUCCAGAAAAACAAAUCCCUUCCUGCUUUAUGUAUAAAGAACGAGGCCCACAAAUCUCAUUUAGAGUUCCUUGGCAUCAAAAUAGUUCGACAAUAAUUGGGUUUAAUAUGUGUGUCGUGCUUUCUCGAUUAAGAGGAUAUGAUUAUGCUUAUAUGAAUACUCAAGUAUAUAAUAAGACCAAGAAACUUCGGUUGACAUACAUGGCUAGGAAUAAAAAAAUCCGUAAGCAUAUGGAGCACAUCGCAUGGCUAAGCGUUUGGAGGUGUGGUAAUUUGCUGGAGCCAGGAGAUGAAAUUGUUAUAAGCAUCACUACAGGAAAAGCACAUCAAUUUUAUAUCAACCUUUUAUAUGAAGAUGAUGAACAAGUUGAGGAGGAUCAUCAUGUCGAUGCAUCUCAUCAGAUUUUGUGGACCGAUAGAAUGGAUAAAGAUAUAUCCAAUUAUGUUUGUGGUGAUAUGACACGUGUGUUCCAAAGCGAUAACUGAUGACUAUCAAGUGUAACUAGCAUGAAAAUGAUUGAUGGAAGAAAUAGUAGCUUACUUUUGUUAAUUAGUUUGCUUUCGCAUCCUACUUUCAUUUCUUUUUAUUAAUUUUAUUUAAAAAUGUUGCAAUCACAAUCUUUGUAGCC
Lactuca sativa (garden lettuce) is the source of this 3416-nucleotide messenger RNA. Its product is annotated as disease resistance protein RUN1. NCBI's taxonomy places the organism in Eukaryota, Viridiplantae, Streptophyta, Magnoliopsida, Asterales, Asteraceae. Gene Ontology annotation, biological process: signal transduction; defense response. Gene Ontology annotation, molecular function: ADP binding. The record is from RefSeq and is a predicted model, not a curated record.